AUAUUUCAGGCCAAAUACCAGAAGCGCACAUAUCGUGACGACGUCUUAGUGGCCAGAAAUGCGGAUCAAGUGGAAGAAUAUUGUCGCUGCGUUUGCGGUCAUCUCAAGUGUUGUUAUAAUCUGUUCUCUCCGUUUCAGUUCAGUGGAGACGACUGUCCAUCCAAUUGCAGAGGCUUAACGAAAUCUAAUAAGUAUUUGAAAAGAGCCGGUUAUUACAGGGAUAAGGCCCGACAUAACCGUAUGGCGCAGAACAAGAAAAAGAUGACUCUUUUGCCUAAUGAGGACAACGACAAGAAUGACAUCAACAGCACCAACAACACCAACAAUGAUAACGAAGAGAAUGGCACUCAAAGUAGUGAUAAAAUUGAUGUUAAGACCGAAGAUUCUGUGAACUCUCAGUCGGCAGCGAACGAUGGGUCGAGCGAUGAGUCGACGAAUAACGACAACAUUCCGAUGGACGCGGAAGAGCUGCACAAACAGCAGCAGCAGAAAGAGCUCAACAAAAACGCCGCCAAAAAUCAAUUGUCAAAGAAGUCCAAGAAUUACAAAUCAAAAGCAAAGCGAAAGCGUUCUGUGAUUGAGGAG
Oppiella nova is the source of this 585-nucleotide messenger RNA. NCBI's taxonomy places the organism in Eukaryota, Metazoa, Arthropoda, Arachnida, Sarcoptiformes, Oppiidae. The record is from the annotation of a GenBank genome assembly.